GUCUGUGUGAAAAGAGAGACUGGCACUGUGAAAAGACCUGUGUGAUGAAAAAAAAGGACCUGGAAGAAAUUUGACACUGUGGGGGAGGACAAGAGCGGUUCAGCACAUGACUACUACAGUACUAGAAUCACAGCAGAAGGACUUAUGCUCACAGCAUCCCUGGACAAAUCUGACAUUAAGAAUAUAUUUAAUUGAUAUACUAACCACGGCAUAAAGAAAAUGAGUAAACAUUAAAAAGACACGCAAGAACCAUGUUGUAAGCAGCGGCUGUUGCCAUACAAAUAAUCAACCUACUUUACCUAUGCCUCCUGGGAAGAUAAUAAACAAGAACAUCUGAUUCUCUGAAGUCAUUUUUUGGCAGCUUUGCUUUGGGCCAUUUCUACAAUGUACAGAACCUUAACACCAGUGUGAUUUUAAUGCUAUAACAAGACGACAAUUAAAGAGAUUGAAAACCCAAGAGUGGAUUUAUCUUUUAAAAAAUGACCCAUUUGCAAGCUGGUCUUUGUCCUGAAACUAUAGAGAAAGCUCGUUUGGAACUAAAUGAGAACCUGGACACUUUACAUCAGGAUAUACAGCAGGUCAGAGACAUGGUCAUCACAAGACCCGAUAUAGGUUUUCUGCGAACAGACGAUGCUUUCAUUUUAAGGUUCCUUAGAGCAAGGAAAUGUAAUCAAAUGGAGACCUUCAAACUGCUUGCUCAGUAUUUUCAAUACCGUCAGCAGAAUUUGGACAUGUUUAAAAGCUUCAAGGCAGACGAUCCUGGGAUCAAACGAGCGUUGAUGGAUGGCUUUCCUGGCGUCUUAGAAAACCUUGAUCAAUACGGCAGGAAGAUCCUAAUCCUCUUUGCAUCUAACUGGGACCAGAGUAGGAACUAUUUUGUUGACAUCCUAAGGGCCAUCCUGCUCUCUUUGGAAGUCCUGAUUGAAGACCCAGAACUGCAAAUCAAUGGCUUCACCUUAAUAAUAGACUGGAGCAACUUCUCCUUUAAACAAGCAUCCAAACUCACCCCCACCAUACUCAAACUGGCCAUUGAAGGGCUACAGGACAGUUUCCCUGCUCGCUUUGGAGGAAUCCAUUUCGUUAAUCAGCCUUGGUACAUUCAUGCGCUGUACACCAUAAUAAAGCCGUUCCUUAAAGACAAGACCAGGAAACGGAUUUUUCUUCAUGGAAACAAUUUGAACAGUUUGCAUCAACUAAUCUUUCCGGAGUGCCUGCCUUCAGAAUUUGGGGGCACUCUACCCCCUUAUGACAUGGGAACUUGGGCCCGGACAUUAUUAGGACCAGACUAUAACGACGAAACAGAAUACACUCACACAUACAACGCAUUGCAUGUGAAGCAAGUGCUGGGAAACUCUGCAAGAGAUUGUUCUCCCAAACACAUGAAAAGGUCUCAGUCGGUCGUGGAACCUGGAACUCUGAAGCACAAGGAAAGGGAUGACGAGAACACUCAACCUUUGCUUGCUCUGGACUGAACGCAGUGUGAGCUGUGUGCACAUACAGCAUACAGCCCAGUCUCAGUGGUACAGUGAAUAAUGAAGCACAUCCUUCAUUAAUUCAGUGCCAGCUUCUUCAAGUAGCAUUUUAGAUUUUAGGGGGCAAGAAUGUCACCAGCCAUCAACACCGGUAGCUAACUCCAGCUGAGCAAAACUAUAGCUUGUUUAGCCAUAAUGAACGUUGAGUUAUAGCUAUAUCGUAUUUGCAGCAAAUAACCUUUUAAUAGAUGCAUACAGUGCCUUGCGAAAGUAUUCGUCCCCCUUGAACUUU
This is a messenger RNA of Acipenser ruthenus (sterlet), 1764 nucleotides long. RefSeq names its product clavesin-1-like. The record is from RefSeq and is a predicted model, not a curated record. The transcript has 7 exons. Bases 480 to 1472 code for a protein of 330 amino acids. Gene Ontology annotation, cellular component: membrane. Gene Ontology annotation, molecular function: phosphatidylinositol bisphosphate binding. Lineage: Eukaryota; Metazoa; Chordata; Actinopteri; Acipenseriformes; Acipenseridae.